UCGGCGUGUUGGAGAAAGAGGCGCCUCGGGUUUCCGGCGACUGACUGACUGUAAACUCACUGAAAUGAUGAAAACGGGAUAGUCGAGACGCUCAGAAGAGGCUGUGGAUGCUUUUCAGAGACGCCGCCUUCAUUCCGCGUGUUUUAUUCCCACGACAAGAAGCGUGAAACUUUGGGAAUCUUUGGGAAAACAUUGGGCUCGAGCCGCAGGAGGAGAGCAGGAUGGGCAAGUCCUUCGUCAUGAGGCUCACGGUGCUUCUCAUCAUGCUGCUGUUGAUUGUGGUGAGCAGGGAAGCGUCCGGAGAACCCUUGCAGAAUCGGACAGCCCGGCAGCAAGCGUGCCUGGAGAACCAUGAGUACCCACACAUGGGCUUCUGCUGCAAGAACUGCGAGGCUGGCACCUACGUGAAGGAGAAGUGCAGCGCAGAUCAGCAGAAAGGCGUAUGCGCUUUGUGUGAGCCGGGAACCUACGCUGAACAUCCAACCGGCAUGGAGCAGUGCCUUCAGUGCAGCCAGUGCCACAUGGACCAGAUAAGGACGCAGCCAUGUACGAGCAACAGGAACACUCAGUGCGAGUGCAAGGCUGGUUUCUUCUGCCUGCCAGACGAGCCCUGCGAAGUGUGCAAGAAAUGCACCAGGUGUAAGCCGGACGAAAUCGAGGAGCAUAAGUGCACACCCACCUCCAACACCAAGUGCAGGAAACGCCCUCCUUCACCCCAUGACCCCACCAUCAGACCCACACUGCCACCCGAACCUUCAAAGAGUUAUGCGGUUACAAUAGUGCUUGUAUUAGUCUUCAUCUUCAUUAUUGGUGCUGUGGUGGGGGCUGGUGUCUGGAUUUGGAAGAAGAAGUUUUCAUGUAGAAGACAAGCGAGCCCAGUUGCUCCGAAUGAUGAGGUCAAGAUCCCGAUAGACGGAGUGUGCGUCCCCUCUGCGGAGGAGAAGGAGAACUGCCGCAACGCGGAUUUGGAGGAGGCGGAGGAGCCCCGUCCAGAGUCCCGCCCCCUGCUGCAGGAAACUCAGGGACUGAGCACUAAAAGCAUGCCAGUGGAGGAUGAGGACAGGGGACUGGGUGACAGCCUACCCAACACCACUAGCUCUUCCCAGACCAGCCUGUCUGCACUGCCCAUCACAGCGCCCUCUAUGGGCGAAUCCCCACGCCAUAGCCCCCGCACACAGAGGCCGACAUUGAACGGGGAAAAAGAGCCAGAGACAUGGGCAAGGGACGACUGCCCUCCCAGGAAGCUCGUCCCGUUACAUGACAACGCGACGUCUCUGAGCAAGAGCUUCGACUUGUUCGACUCGCUGGACAUGCGCAUGCACAACAAAUUCUUCCGCAGCAUCGGCCUGAAUGACAACACCAUCAAGCAGGCCGAGUCGCAGAACGCCGGAGACAAGGUCUACGAGCUGCUGCGCAACUGGAUGCAGCGGGAGGGCCUCCGGGCCAACAUCAAUGACCUGCUGCAAGCCCUGCUAGAGCUGGACCAGCGUUACACUGCCGAGCAGAUCGCCUCCAAGGCUGUGGAUCGGGGUUACUACAAGUACGAGUGAAGAUGUUCAGUCCAAACGGCAUUCUUACGAACUCGUAAAAAGGGUAAAACCGCGACGAGAAGAAGAAAGUGGUAUUAAGAGACUGGAUUUGAAAAAGGGGAGUGGAACCAGACUCAUUUUUAGCUUGGCUCCCUCCCUCCCCGGCCUGUUGGUCCGACGUGGACUGACGUUUCUAGCCAGACAGGCUUUAGCAACCACAAGUGGCUUUAAAAGCCAACACUGGACUUGGCAAAGACCAGCUCCGGAUAACGGAACGGCUUAUAUGUAGCUCCCCCCUAAACCGGGCUGGCUUUGUCUCAAGCAAUGCACUGGCCACAGGCUUUUUAAACUACAGGUUGGUCCGAAGCCUACGUAGAGACUUCAGUAUGCCUUUGGUUAUGCCAGACGUAGCUGUGUCAAUGUGGGCCAGCGGCCUAAGCCUUAUUACUUCGUUUUGACUACAUAUUGGAAGUUUUGUGCACAUUAUAGGUUGAAACUACAGGUAGUUGAAGCCCCAGAUUACACUACAUGCAAAACUGAGUCAGGUUUUCUCUUGGUAGUUGAUUGUUGACUUACAAGAAUAAAGAAAAAGUAAAAAAUUUGCGAGAGCUGGCACAAGUCGCAGGACUAUCUGCCAUAAGCUUAAACAGCAAAGAAAGCGACUAGUCGAAACAGUGAUGCACUCAGUUUCACUGUUAGAAUAACUAACAUACUGUAUUUGCUAAGGAGAUGUCGAGAGCUCUAGGGCAGGUGCUGCUGCUCCUCGUAGUUCAGCAGCGUCACGACAAACACUUUCUCGGCUGAAGCGAGCCUUUCCGGACAGCAGACGGUUCUGCCGUUUCAUAAAAAGGUUUCAUUUCCUCAUCGAGUGAAUUUUGUGUCUGCUUGGCUGAGCGACUGCGGCGGCGAUGUUGCAUUUACACCCCUCAGUCUUCUCCCAGCCGUGGGCUUCUUCCAUUUCCUUAUUUAUAUAAAGACGUGACAUAUUUAUUGCCAUAAAUUACGUGAUUUGCGUAUAAUUAUUUAUACUUCUUAACAAUACUUUUUGUCAAGUCUGCGACGUGACCGAGAGGCGUGUGGGGCUUUUCGAGACAUUGAAGCCUCAUUCAACUUAAAGCGCUUUUUCUCUGGAGGCUCCACAUUUCUUAGCAGACACCUCGGGGGUGCCCGUCGCUCACGAUGGACGAGCUCCGUUCGUUUUCGCUCAUCAUGAGCUCAGAAUGCAUCCCGUUUAUUAAACAAGCACAUGCCAGCAUUACUAGGCUCAUCGUCUUAGGAUGAGAAAUGUCCAGCUUCCCCGCCACCUCCUGCUCUAAGACAGAUCUCGGGAGGCCUCGCUAUCUCCUGCUAACCGCCACGAGAUGGAUGCGCUGCCGUGCACUGGUACGUUCGUGUUCGUGUUUUUCUUCUGGGUUCUCGUGGAAAGAUGAAGGAGAGCUUCGUUCAUCCAAGUUUGUUCUCGGCCUCAGUUGUACAUAGUCGGAUAGUGAAGCCCUGUUAGAACAAAGAUAGAUUUAUUGUAUAUUUAUAGAAACACCUAUUGAACAAAAUGAAGUAUAGUCAGCUGAACAAACUGAAGGAACAAACUGAUUGACAGAAUAAUUUAUAGAGUUAUAUUUUCAUAGGUUAGGCUCCUGUUGGCUCAUCUGGAUAGCAAUACAAUAUCAGUCAAAAGUUGAUCAUGGAAGGGUUUUUUUUUCUUUGUUUAGUAUUAGUUUGACAAAAUUUAACAUAUUUAGAAUUACAGAAUUGGCCUUUUUAGCGAAUACAGCUAUUUAGGCUCCAGCUAUCAACACCUGACUGGCUUGAAGACAUGCUUUCCACCAAGCGUGUUUAUUUUAAAUGAAAUCCGACCGUUAGCUCAGAACAUCGUGAGGAUUGUGGUUGUCCAAACUUUUGACUGAUGCUGUAAAUGAUGCUUUUUGACUCAGCUAUAAGACUUUAGUGUUGUCGUUGUUAUAGCUGUUAUGAAUUGAUCCUCGUUUUUUCAGUUGCGAGGCAGAUUGUGUCUCAGUUACAGGGUUUUUUUUUUUUUUUAACACAUGGUUUUGGAACAUGCCUAAAGAAACCAGACCAGCGUGAAAACGAAAGGGCUCUCGGCGCGACUCAAAUACAGUGCAGGCACUGCCACCUAGUGACCAAGAGUGAAACGAUAGGAGAAAAGAUACCUGCAUCAAUUUCAAGGGACCUGUUUCUUUUGCUUUUUAUUCAGUCCUCUCCUUUCUACUAAAUCUCUUGCACGUUGUGCGUGGUUUUCUCCACACCAGAGCACCUGUGCUCUAUAGAGAAGCUCACCGUGAAGUCUUUUCUCGUAUUAAUUACGUCCCGCACUUCUGCCUUCUCGUUUGUUUUUCUCUCUGCACUAGCUCGUCCGCCUUUAGCUCUGUCGAGAAAUUAAUGUUUCCCCCCCUUAGAUUGUUUGCUUGAUAAUGGAUUUAUGUUUGCUGUUGCAAAUGUAUUUGUAGAUUUGUUUUUUAAAUAAAAGAUUCAUACUA
Molecule: messenger RNA, 4024 nt
Organism: Pygocentrus nattereri (red-bellied piranha)
Lineage: Eukaryota; Metazoa; Chordata; Actinopteri; Characiformes; Serrasalmidae
Gene: tnfrsfa
Product: tumor necrosis factor receptor superfamily, member a
Exons: 10
Coding region: 222-1550 (442 amino acids)
Biological process (GO): TRAIL-activated apoptotic signaling pathway; positive regulation of apoptotic process
Cellular component (GO): plasma membrane; cell surface
Molecular function (GO): protein binding
Source: RefSeq, a predicted model, not a curated record